AUGAAGCCAAAGAAGAAAACAAAAAACAAAUAUUUAACUGUUAAUCUCUUUACUACCUUUAAAGAGAUUAUUCAGCAAAGAAAAUUUUUUGACUUAAUUAUAAUUGAUGGUCCUGCCCGCACUAGCCAAGGAACCUUGGAAAUAGCCAAGGUGGCUAAUUUAGUAAUCCAGCCAACGGG
Molecule: messenger RNA, 179 nt
Organism: Dentiscutata erythropus
Lineage: Eukaryota; Fungi; Glomeromycota; Glomeromycetes; Diversisporales; Gigasporaceae
Source: the annotation of a GenBank genome assembly